AUGAAUCUAAAGCAUUGCAGCAUUGAGGAGAAAGAACACCUUCAGGUCUACCUCCGCAUCCGACCCUUCAGCUCAGCAGAGAGCGAUAAUGGAGAGUCGCAGGACUGUGUUACCAUUGAGUCCCCAGAAACAGUUUUGCUGAAGCCGCCCCGUUUGUCCCUCUCAGCGAGGCUUAGCACUGACAAAUCCCUUCCACAGACUGGACAGCGCUUCCAGUUCUCUCAGGUGUAUGGUCCUGUGACAACACAGAGAGAGCUCUUUCAGGGCACCGUAAAGGAUCUGGUGAAAGAUGUUCUCGAAGGGGGAAACUCUCUGGUUUUCACUUAUGGAGUCACCAACGCUGGGAAGACCUUCACGUUUUUAGGUCCAGAUGCCGAUGCCGGUAUCCUGCCCAGGUCUCUCGAUGUUAUUUUCAGCAGUAUUGAUGAACAGGUUUUCACUGGGAUGAGCAUCAAACCUCACCGCUGCCAAGAGUUCACAAGGCUCACCGUCGAGCAGCAGGCUGAGGAAGUGGCGUUCAAGAAGAACUUCUUCAGACAACUUAAAGAGAGUGAUAGGAGCAAUGCCAGCCUGACCUCGACCAAUAGGACCCUUCUUGAAGGCUUCUCCAUGCUGGACACGACUGUCGCAGCGGGGGACAAAAUCAGUCUGGCGGUGGCAGCGCACACCAAGUUCUCUGUUUGGGUUUCUUUCUGUGAAAUCUACAAUGAGAACAUUCACGACCUGCUGGAGGUGGUACCCAACGGGGCCCUGAGGAGGGCCGCACUGCGCCUCUCACAGGACGUCAAGGGCAACGCCUUUGUCAAAGACCUGCGUUGGGUUCAGGUGAAUAGUGCUGAAGAGGCUUACAAGGUGAUGAAGCUUGGAAAGAAGAACCAGAGCUUCUCCUCCACCCGACUCAACCAGCUCUCCAGCAGGAGUCACAGUGUAUUCUCCAUUCGCAUAUUGAGAAUUGAAGAUAUUGGGACUCCGAGGGUCCACGCAGUCAGCGAGUUGUGUCUGUGUGACCUGGCUGGCUCGGAGAGAUGCGCCAAGACCCAGAAUAUAGGAGAGCGCCUGAAAGAGGCCGGAAACAUCAACACCUCGCUGCUCAUCCUGGGGAAAUGCAUCAACGCUCUGCGACACAAUCAGCAGGCCAAGCUGCUUCAUCAUGUUCCCUUCAGGGAAAGCAAGCUGACCCACUACCUGCAGGGCUUCUUCUGCGGUCGAGGUAAAGCCUGUAUGAUCGUCAACAUCAACCAGUGUGCCUCUAUGUACGAUGAGACUCUCAACGUCCUCAGAUUCUCUGCUGUGGCACAGAAGGUUGUAGUUCUGUCCACGAGGCCCCCUCCCAUCCUGUCCCAGAGGUCCGCCAGUGAGGUGUCCUUCAUCAUCAACAAUGCUGACAGGAAAGCUCUGCGGGGCAGCAGGAGGAGCUCCCUGAUUGGCUGGGAUAGUAGCCUGGAGGAUGUACAGGAGGAUGAGGACGACGAGUAUGAGGAAGAAAACAGCCUGAUGGAGGACACGAUGGAUCGGACGGGCAAUGAAGAGGACGGCGAUGCAGGCGAUGAUAGAAUUCUCGUCGGUAAAAAGACCCACCAGAGGCAGGUGGCGCUGUUGAAACAGCUGCAGGUUCAGCUGAAGAAGGAGCGAGCGGAGAGCCUGCUCAUGGAGGCGCGGGUCAGAGAGGAAAUCAGCAGAGAGUUCUCAGAGCUCUUCUCUGAGAUGCAGAAUGACUACAAUGACCGCUUGGCGAGGGAGAGAGAACUCUUGGAGGAGCGAGCAGAGAGGAGGCUGGAGAUCUUCAAGAACCUCAUUGACAAAAUGGCCAGCGCUGGACCCAGUCAAGAUGCACAAGCCAUGGACACAUCUCUGGACUCCUCUGAAUUGGCGGACAUAAAGAAGGCCGCUGAGGCUGCUCAUAAAUGUCUGGAUUCAGGCCGGGCAGGGGCUCAGGCAGACAGAGGAGACUUUGUGGAGGAGCUGGAGAGAAAGGUGUUGGAACUCCAAGAGCAGAUGGCUCUCAAACACAAUGGUGAAGCCAGUGGAGUCGAUGCAGAAGAGAAAGGGAGGCUUCUCAUUCAGCUCCAGGAGAAGUCGUCAGAGAUUGCCCGACUGGAGAAACAAGUGGGAGGCCAGCAGAGGGCAGCGGAGCCGGGCUCACAGGGCUGCUCCUUGCUGGUCGAGGAGGGGAGUCCACGUGAGAGAGAGCGGCUACAGGAGGCGUUGGCUGCCCUUGAGAAAGAGAAGAGAGGCAGAGAAGAUGCCCUCGCUGCUUUGGAGUACCAGACUAUGGGAAGAGAAGAGGCACUCGCAUCCUUAGAUGAGGAGAGGAAAGCCAGGGAGGAGGCCCUUGCCACACUCGGAGAGCUAAAGCGAAGCAAAGAGGAGUUGCUAGCAUCCCUUAAAGAAGAGAGAGAAGGCAAAGAGAAAGCAAUGGCAGCCCUCGAAGCAGAGAGGAGAGCCAAGGAGGAUGCCAUUGCUGCCCAUCUGGAAGAGAAACAAAGCAGAGAGGACGUGGUUGCUGCACUUGGUCAAGAGAGGAGUGGCAAAGAGGAUGCCCAGUCUGUUCUGGAGGUGGAGAGGAAGGAGAUGGGCCGGCUGGUUGAGGAUAGAGUGAAGAGGCAACAGGAGGGUGAUGCACUUCGACAAGAAGAAGUCCAAGAGCUGACUUCCAGACUGGAAGCCACACAGCGUCAGGUGUCCAGCAAGACGGAGAGAGCGGAAGAAGUGUUGCGCCAACUACAAACUGCUCAGGCACAACUGGGCGAUCGCUCCAAGGAGCUCCAGGAGAAGACUUCGCAGAUCCACACUCUGACACAGGAAGUCCAAAGCCUGAAACGGGAACUGCAGACUUCAGCAGCAUCGUCCGACGGUGUCCGUGAUCAGCUGGGAGAGGAAGUGUCUGAGCUUAGGAAGAACCUGGCUGUGGAAGAGGAGAAAAGUGAGAGCCAGCGCAGACAAAUGCUGGAGCUGGAGCGUGAGCUAGGACAGGCAAAAGAACAGUUGGCACUCAAGCAGCAGAUCUCCGACCAGCAGCUGGAACAGUUAACCGAAAGGUGGAAUCAACAAGAAGCAGCUUUAAAGCGGCAAGUUGAAGAGCUCGGAAAGAAGCUUCAGGAGUCCAAGCUAGAAUGCCAAGAAGCAGCCCUACAAGAAGGUGCUUCCAACAAAGAAGCACAACAGCUGAGAGCAAAACUUAAGGAACAAUUGCAGGCCUCGGAAAAGCAGGAACAGGAGCUCACUGAGAAGCUGCGCGAACAAGAAGUGAUGUCACAACAGCAGCUGGAGGAGUUGGAACACAAACUGAGUGAGCAAAAAGAUGCUUUAGAUGAUCUAAAGCAAAAGCUCAGUGAGCGGGAGCAAACUGCACAGCUGCUCCAAGCCAAACUGGAAGACGCUAAGUUUCAAGGUUCAGACAUUUCCUCUAGCUCUGCCGCUGAAGAGGAUCUCAAGAGGUUGAACGCUGAUCUCCAGACUGAGAUUGCAUCCCUGAAGUCAAAGCUUUCCAACAUGGCAGAAACUCUUAGCAAAACGGAAGCUCAGCGAGCUCCUUCAGAAAUGGAGAUGAUGCUAAAAGAAAAGGACAGACAGGUGGAGCUAGCAGAGGCGGCGGAAGUGUCCACAGAGAGAGUGGCGGAGCUGCAGAGGAAGCUGCUGGAGAAGGAGGCACAGGUGACGUCCCUGCAGAAGAGCCUGCAGAAGGCGCGGGAGCAGCGGGAGGAGGAGGAGAGCCAGGCGGUCCAGGAGGCCCGGCGCAGGGAGGUGGAAAGGCGGCGGGAGCUGCUGGCUGUGGCGCAUGAGGCCAUCGCUCAGAAGGACGCGGAGCUGGAGAAGAAAGCCGAGGAGAUCGCCAGACUAAAAGAAAAUGCCAAGCAGGACUCGGACAAAGUCAAGAGCCUCAGCCUCGACCUUCAGAGAAAAGAAGACAACACGUCAGACCUCAGAGAGAAACUAGCCGACUAUAAGAAGCAGAUCCAGCAGGUCCAGAAAGAGAUCUCAGCCAUGAGGGAAGAAGAAAAGCUUUCGAGGCAGAAGCUGGCCGACGCCGAGAAAGCCAAGAAGCAGCUUCAGUCGGACGUUGCCAGCAGAGACAGAGCUAUUCAGCAACUCAAAGUGGAACAGUCCUCUGACACCAAGUCUGAACAGACACGCUACCAGAAGGCCAGUACAGACCUUGAAGCCAAAGAGCGUGUGAUAGAGGCAAUGCGUUUGGCUCUGACGGAGCAGGAGGAGACGCAGGACCAGAUGGAGCAGGUCUUGGAGGAGAAACUUAACCUCAUCCAGGAGCUCUCCAGCGAGGUGGAGAAAUUGAAAGGGAUGUUGUUGAAGCAGGACCGCCGGGGAAACGGCACACACCCCUUCGUCGACAGCCCAUCGGAUGACCUCAAACUGGCCAAACAGGAAACUGCCCAGGCUCAGGAAAGCUUGAAGCUGUGUGCAGAGAAACACCAGGCCGAACGCAAAAAGUGGCUGGAGGAGAAGCUGUCCCUGCUCGGCCAAGCCAAAGAGGCGGAGGACAAGAGGAACCAGGAAAUGAGGAAGUUUGCUGAAGACAGAGAGCGCUACACUCGACAGCAGAGCCAGUUGGAGUCCUUGUCGUCCCAGCUGGCUGACAAGGAGCAGAUCAUGGAGAGGUGGAGGAAGGAGAGAGACACUCUGGUAGCAGCUUUGGAGGUCCAGCUACAGAAGCUUCUCUCGAGCCAAGCAGAGAAAGACAAACUCAUCCUGCAGCUUCGCCAAAGUAACUUACAGCAACCACAAGAGAGUGGUGAUGGCGGUGUCGGCGUGGCAGAGCUGCAGGCCGCGCUGUCUGAAAGAGAGGCGGAGAUCCUACGACUGAAGGAAGAGCUCAAGGCCACAACAGCCGAACAGGGGGGCACAGUCACACAGACUAAAAGCAACGCGAGCCCUGCUACACUGGUUGGGAAUCCCCAGAGUGAAACCAUUAACAGGAAGUCAGGAGGAAGGAGGGAAACCAGAGCGUCUGUCAGCAGUCAGAGCUCAGCUGGCUAUCCUUCAGUGCUAGAAUCCUCUGAGAUCUCCACAGAGAACGGCAGGACGAGCCGCUUCCCCCGUCCGGAGCUGGAGAUCUCCUUCAGCCCUCUGCAGCCAAACCGCAUGGCUCUGCGGCGCCAGGGAGAGGAGAGCGCCGUCACCGUCAAAAUCACCCGCUCGGCACGCAAAAGGAAGAGCGGAGAGAUGGAGAAGUCUCACAUUUUCAGAAGGAGUAAACGACGACCAACACACAAGGAGGAAAUGGAGGCUGAGAACAGAAGGAACACGCGGACCAAACUGAUGCCAAAGCUGACCCCGCACAAAGAGGAGAUCUCUUCUCCAUCGAGCCGCAGUGACUCCCAGAGCAGCAUCCGCAGCAGAAAGGAAGGAACUCUGCAGAAGAUCGGAGACUUCCUGCAGAGCUCCCCCACGCUUUUCGGCACUAAAGCCAAGAAGAUGAUGAGUCUGGUGAGCGGCCGGGGCGAUGCAGACUCACCAGCCUCCUCUGCCUCCUCUUCAUCCCUCAGUCUGAGAGCCAAGAAGAACAAAAAGAAACUCUACCGGCCUGAUAUCUCCUCCCCCAUGGACAUGCCCUCCCACCCAAUAAUCAGCAGAGAGCCGGAGGAGAGAGAGAGUGACCAUUCGAUCAUUAAGAGGCGCCUUCGCUCCAGGAUGGCUAAAUAAUGAACCUACUUACAUUAACUCUACAUCAUCUCAACACUAUCUUCACAAAAUGAAGGGAGCAUUUAGCUGCCCAACACCUUUUUUUCUAUUUCAUGGGGGCUGGAAAGUCUUAAAACAUGCCUUCUAAGUUAUCUUAUUUAAUCUAAAAAUCUAUAGUUUAAUACUGUUUUCAGAAUAGAGCAAAGUCGCUAAUAUACAGCUGACUACGUGGCAAAGUGGCAGUUAAAGAAAUGGUUCAACAUUUUGGAUAAGUAAACUGCUGAGAGUUCGAUGAGAGGAUGGAUACCACUUCCAUCUGUGCGUUCAGUGCGGAGUUUUAGUGUAUUUUUUUUGUUGGUUGUUAUCUAAAUCUUGAACAUGUUUCCCAAAAUGUUGAACUAUUCCUUCACAAUACUAAUCAACGUUUGGCUGCUUUUUUUGCUCUUUUGUCCACAUUUAUCAUCAAAUGACUCACGUCUCUGCAGAUACUCUUAUUAAAUAGUAAGCACUCUGAAUUUGUACAUCUUUUACACCUCUUAGACAAAAGAUGCUGACUGUUUUUAUUUACUUUAAAGUGCAAUAUUCUCUCGCCAUGUUUGGGCUGUGCUGGAGAAUGGUUAUUUUAUUUUAUUUUUAUGUUUUACUUAAUGUGAGGAAGCUAUAGCAGUUAUGUGGUGUCAUUUUUCAGACGUCUCAAUGUUGUCCUGUUUGUGAAAGGCGGUGCAGCACCAGCUCACUGGUUUUAUUUUCUGCAAGUGAUAUCAAGAAAGCUGCUAUUAGAGCGUUUUGGAAAUGUCUCGCGUUGUUCUAAGCAACUAUUCAUUUCAUUUUCAUAACUGUUCAGAUAGGAAGUCAGGUAUUUUAAAUGCCUCUGUCAUUCACUUUAUAUUCACUUCUCACUCUCUACCGCACUUUAUCUCUUCCCUCGGAACAAACCUGAUAGUACACUAAAUCUAGAGAAUGCAGGAUGAAAGCAUCAUCGGUUUUACUGUGUACUUGUUAUUGAAACUCCUCCAUGCAGACUUGUUAUAGUCCACGUGGUCUGAGUGCUAAAAGCGAUGACUGUAGGACCGCUGGCUGUUCAUCUCUGUACAUUAUAUUCUGUUCAAGAUGAAGGCCUGCUGAGUGUUCUUUCUUUUGUUCAGGAAAUAGUUUUUUUCAAAGCUGCCUGAGUUUAAAAAAGAAAAGGAAAAAAAGCUUGUUUUAUUUUCUGAAAUUGUGCACUUUUCUGUAUUUUUGAAAUACCUAUUUCAUACUUUUCUGUCAUACCAUCAUGUAUUUUCUCUACUGUCGUUCUAUAGCCUUGGAAUUAUUUUCCAAUUAAAAAUAUAAAACUGCUUCUCAAAUGUG
Messenger RNA from Perca fluviatilis (European perch), 6990 nucleotides. RefSeq names its product kinesin-like protein KIF20B. Gene Ontology annotation, cellular component: spindle microtubule; nucleus. The record is from RefSeq and is a predicted model, not a curated record. NCBI's taxonomy places the organism in Eukaryota, Metazoa, Chordata, Actinopteri, Perciformes, Percidae. Gene Ontology annotation, biological process: mitotic spindle assembly; microtubule-based movement. Bases 1 to 5661 code for a protein of 1886 amino acids. Gene Ontology annotation, molecular function: microtubule binding; plus-end-directed microtubule motor activity; ATP binding. The transcript is spliced from 35 exons.